GCUAGUCGGUUACAGUUAGCCGCUAAAUAUUUGCAAAAAUAAAGAAAUGCAAAAAAAAAACCAAAACCCGAGCCAAACGCAGGAGUCGCUCGGAAAGGGCAAAUGAUCCUUCGUUACGGACGUGAUGGCGAUGUAGUCAAUAUGGUGGUUCACCUACCACUUGGACAUGCACAGAGCAAUUUCGGAUGCAGCUCGACCGGGCUCGUCCCUGACCUGCCUGUUCGCACAACACAAGAGACGACCAGCGGUCUUGGCAUCUGGCCACAACCCGAUCGGUCGUCUUCCCUCGAGGUUCAGGAUUGGACAACAUGGCUUGUGCGAAAGAGUCCACCCGAGAUGACGAGGGAUCCAACAGCGCCGCUUGCGACAGCGGUUGGUCAGUUCGAAAUUGCGUCCGAGCAUGCCGAGACUGCGAUGGGUGGAGGGGAAGACGGACGAAGUCCUACCGAGGGCUGGAAGGGAGGCAACGUCGGCGUUGUCGAAGGCUGUCAAUGGAACGGCAACAGGGGACUGCUUGUAGGGAAAAUAUACCUCCUUGGGACCCCGCGUCAGUAUAAGGUAGGUACCUACUGGGGUACUUGCUUUACCUUGGGUACUUGGAACAGAAGAAGAGACAAAUGGUCCACGGCUGUCUGA
Molecule: messenger RNA, 636 nt
Organism: Colletotrichum navitas
Lineage: Eukaryota; Fungi; Ascomycota; Sordariomycetes; Glomerellales; Glomerellaceae
Exons: 4
Coding region: 103-636 (177 amino acids)
Source: RefSeq, a predicted model, not a curated record